UCAUUCAUUUGUCAUUUCAAAAACACCACAAUCAUCCUUGCAAGCAAUUUUGUGUGAAUUUUGUAUUGUUCUUUAAUAAUUCGAAUUAACAAUUAAAUAAACCAUUCUUCAACGAUGUCCCGGGGAAGUAGUGCUGGUUUUGAUCGUCACAUCACUAUAUUCUCACCAGAAGGUCGCUUAUACCAGGUAGAAUAUGCUUUUAAGGCGAUAAACCAAGCCGGUCUUACUUCGGUAGCAGUCAAAGGGGUUGAUACAGCAGUUUGUGUGACCCAAAGAAAAGUCCCUGAUAAGCUUAUUGAUGCCAAAACCAUAACACAUUUAUAUCAGCUAACAGAUAAUGUUGGAUGUGUUAUGACUGGAAUGCUAGCAGACAGCAAAUCUCAAGUGCAGAGGGCCAGAUAUGAAGCUGCCAAUUUCAAAUACAAGAACGCAUAUGAAAUGCCCAUUGAUGCAUUGUGCAGAAGAGUAGCUGAUAUGUCCCAAGUUUACACCCAAAACGCUGAAAUGCGUCCCCUAGGUUGUUCCAUGGUUCUCAUUGGCUAUGAUGAGGAGAUGGGUCCUUGCAUCUACAAAACUGAUCCUGCAGGCUAUUAUUGCGGCUACCGUGCUGUGGCGGUUGGUGCUAAGCAAACUGAAGCAAACAGCUUCUUGGAGAAGAAACUGAAAAAGAAGCAAGAUUUGCAAGAAGAUGAUGUUAUCCAAUUGGCCAUCAGCUGUCUGUCUAGUGUGUUGGCUGUGGACUUUAAGCCUAGUGAUAUAGAGGUUGCAGCUGUGUCUAUUAGAAAGCCCAAAUUCACUGUCCUAACUGAACAAGAGAUUGACAGACAUCUUACUGCUAUUGCUGAAAAGGAUUGAAUGUUUGUUUUCAUUUAAGUUUUUAUGUUCUUUUUACUGGAAUUCGGUAUUCAUAAUAUAACAAAAUAUACUUAAAAGUAAUUUUUUUUUGUAGUUUUGUAUUGUCUUUAAUUUAUGGGAAGCAACUUCAGAAUCCUAUACAAUGUUUCCAAG
Ceutorhynchus assimilis (cabbage seed weevil) is the source of this 1008-nucleotide messenger RNA. NCBI's taxonomy places the organism in Eukaryota, Metazoa, Arthropoda, Insecta, Coleoptera, Curculionidae. The record is from the annotation of a GenBank genome assembly.